Suillus subaureus is the source of this 679-nucleotide messenger RNA. RefSeq lists its product as uncharacterized. NCBI's taxonomy places the organism in Eukaryota, Fungi, Basidiomycota, Agaricomycetes, Boletales, Suillaceae. The annotation marks the transcript as partial. The transcript has 2 exons. The record is from RefSeq and is a predicted model, not a curated record.
AACCAAUGUCUUUUAUCGAUCUCCAGCCAGCUCAACACAAGUACAUUUAUGGUCCGCUCGCAACGAGAAGAGAAGCCUUCUAUGUCAACACGAUGACCAUAAUUUGAAUCACAUUUUCCACCAGCAUCAGGCACUGCAUGCAACAAAGCGCAACUGUGGCGCUUCCUGUAGUGCUAAGUGCUUUCCCUUCUCUCCAUAGGCGGCUUCCUAGUCAUUUUCCACCACUUGCAAGUCGGUGGUUUGUCGAGAGCACUUGCACUUGGUCACGGUCAUGUCUCAUGAGUCAUCAUGCCAUGGUGCUCGAUUGAGUCUGGUGUUGGAAACGACAGGUUUGAUCUAGGGCUGGCAACACUCUUGAAAUCACUUAUUGUCGUGUGUUUUUUUUACACAGGCACCUUCGAGAACCCCCGCGUGUGUUGCCCAUGCACUUGCGUGCAUGUUGUGGUGGCUUCGCAUGUUUGGAGUGCACUGGUUGCGGCCUCUGCGCAGUGGGGAUCGACGAAGCUCGGGGCCCCUCCUAGUUGAAUGCCACCUUCAUCUGUGUCCUAGUCUCAAGUGAUCUGAGCACUGGAUACUGUGGUUGUGGUUUUGUGAGCUGAGUACCUAUCUUAAAAUGGACAAGUUAUUAUACCGCGUGUACUUCCAUACAUCUUGUAUCCACGUGUAAGCUUUGAUUUCA